AUGGAGAAUCGGAAGACAUCGGCGUACUAUGAGAACAGAGCGGUGCAGUUUGGCGUAGUGAGCACCGAGUGGCUUGCUCAGGCUCAAUCCGCCACUGUCCAUCCUGCCCCAUCUCCUCCUCUUCCUCCAUCUCAUAAUGACGCCGACAAACCUUUCUCCGUCAUCGAGGAGUUCAACGCGUGGCGUAAACAUCCCGAUUUGGCGGAGGCCGUGGCCGCCAUUCGCGCCUUGGCCGCCGUCAUCCGCUCCAGCAAGGCCACCACCAUGAUGCAGCUCGAAAUCCAACUCAAAAGCGCCUCCGAUUCUCUCAAACGUUGGGAUACGACCUCUAUCUCUUUAACCGCCGCCUGCGAUCUCUUCAUGCGAUACGUCACCAGGACUUCCGCUCUGGAAUACGAAGACUUCAAUUCCGCCAAGUCUCGCUUGCUCGAACGCGCUGAAAAAUUCGGCGAAAUCUCCUUCAAGGCUCGCAAUAUCAUUACAAUGCUGAGCCAGGAUUUUAUAUUCAACGGUUGCACAAUUCUUGUUCACGGUUUCUCCAGAGUCGUACUUCAGAUUCUUAAAUUCGCCGCACAGAAUAACAAGCUCUUUAGAGUCUUCUGCACAGAGGGGAGACCGGAUAGAACGGGUUUGCGGUUGUCCAAUGAGCUGGCCAAGCUUGAUGUGCCUGUGAAGCUUGUUAUAGAUUCUGCAGUGGCGUAUACUAUGGACGAGGUUGACAUGGUAUUUGUUGGGGCAGAUGGAGUUGUUGAAAGUGGUGGUAUAAUCAACAUGAUGGGGACUUACCAAAUUGCAAUGGUCGCCAAGAGUAUGAACAAGCCAGUUUAUGUGGCUGCUGAAAGCUACAAGUUUGCUCGGUUUUACCCUCUGGACCAAAAGGAUUUGGCCCCUGCCUUACGCCCAGUUGAUUUUGGUGUGCCUAUUCCAUCCAAGGUUGAGGUUGAAUGUUCCGCGCGAGAUUAUACUCCUCCUCAGUAUCUCACUCUGCUUUUCACCGAUUUAGGUGUUCUCACUCCAUCAGUUGUUAGUGAUGAACUCAUCCAGCUAUACUUGUAG
Molecule: messenger RNA, 1056 nt
Organism: Sphenostylis stenocarpa
Lineage: Eukaryota; Viridiplantae; Streptophyta; Magnoliopsida; Fabales; Fabaceae
Source: the annotation of a GenBank genome assembly